UACGCCCGCCUUCGGAGGGAAUUGCUAUUUGGCAGCCUCAAAAACGUCCGCAGCAGAGAGCUUGAUGCAUUGCAACAGCGAUGGAAGCCAGAAUCCGCCGCAGCUCCAGCACGAGAAGCAUCCGGCUAGGGCGGAGCUAUAGCGUGCCUGAGCAGGGGAACUCGUCGGCCGCCGCCGCCGCCGGACCACGAAGGGCGGGGUGGAAAUGGCUGUGGAGAAAGUUUUUGAAGGAGAAGAGGAAGAUAUUCGGAUCUUCUUCGGUUCACGCGGAACAGCUGCGCUAUGACGAAUUCACGUAUUCGCAGAAUUUCGAUCAAGGAUCGAUGCUGGAUGAACCAGAUUGCCUCUCCAGAUCCUUCUCUGUUCGCUUCGCCGAUCCGUCCAGGAUCUUUAUCAGGAAGCUGCCAUGUGAAGACCUGUAACUUGUUCAUGUUUGAAUCUCUGUAUCUGUAAGCUUAUCUUUGAUAUCCAUAAAUUUUGACAUAUGAUUGCGGAAGCUUAA
Messenger RNA from Diospyros lotus (date-plum), 502 nucleotides. RefSeq lists its product as uncharacterized. The record is from RefSeq and is a predicted model, not a curated record. The coding region runs from base 81 to 422 and encodes 113 amino acids. NCBI's taxonomy places the organism in Eukaryota, Viridiplantae, Streptophyta, Magnoliopsida, Ericales, Ebenaceae. The transcript has a single exon.